AUGGACCUAAAUGACCCAACAACACAGUUAGAAGAGGAGCUUGACUCGGAGAUAUCUAACAUCCGUCGCGAAAUCCGCAAGCUCCAAAGACGCCGCCGCUUCCUCGCAUCAAGCGUCCUCUCCUCCGAGGCCCUCCAGAACCGCCUGAAACCUCAACAACCUUCUACCUCGACCAUCUCCAGCCUAAACGAAGACAUCUCCCCACUCGUCCGCGCCGCAGGCGUACACACUCAAUCGAACCACCACCGCAUCGCUUUCUCCACGACCACAUUCCCAUUCAAGGACCCUUCCCCGGUGACCGACGCCGAGAGCGAGAAAGACUCGAAGAAUUUGCUUGGUGUGCGGAUUGAUAUCUGCGUCCGGAAUGGCCGCUUUACGAAACCGUACUACCUCCUCCUGCGCAAAGUGCGCGCGGCCGAACACGCAGAGAAGAACAAACCCGAGAUACGGCUGAAGGUCCACCGACACACAAUACCCGCAUUUAUACCAGUACAGCGACUAGAACGUAUAAUGUUACCUCAACAUGACCCCCUACCUGUACCCGGAGACGGCGAUGGGAAUGGCAACGGCCACGGCGCUAUAGAACCGCUGAAGAAGAAACCGAACCCUCCGGCCCGCCAACAGAAUCUUCAGAUGUUCAUCCGUGAAAUAAGGCGACAGCUGGUCUCGUGGCAUAUGCGGUUGGAUGCGAUCCAUCUUAUCCGUGAGCAGCUAGGUAUUAUCCGGCGGGGUGUAGAUCCUUACCCGGAUGACGAGGAGGAUGGGCCGUGGGAUCGAGAUAUGCUUGUUGAUGUGGGGUUUGAUUCCGGCCUUGGAGAGACAAGGUUAAAGAAGAACGAUUAUGGGAUCGCGUCAUUUUCGCCGACGGCGCUGGAGGCGGCGUAUGUCCGGGUGGAGUGGGAGGAUGGUCGGGUUGGGCGUUUCAAGAUCUCCGACUCGGGGACGGUUGAGCGGGCGGUUGUUAUUGGUGAUAACGGAAGAGACAAGGUGCUGGAGGCUGCGCUUACUGGGGGCGAUAGGAGUGUGCUCACAGUCUUAGACCGAUUGAAGAAGGACGCGUCACCCGGACGAGAUAACGAUGCGGACUCGAACACGGGGUAG
Aspergillus mulundensis is the source of this 1101-nucleotide messenger RNA. RefSeq lists its product as uncharacterized. Bases 1 to 1101 code for a protein of 366 amino acids. Lineage: Eukaryota; Fungi; Ascomycota; Eurotiomycetes; Eurotiales; Aspergillaceae. The record is from RefSeq and is a predicted model, not a curated record. Gene Ontology annotation, cellular component: Mis6-Sim4 complex; kinetochore. The transcript is spliced from 2 exons.